UGAGUUCCGGCACCGGCUGGAAGCUAGCUGAUUUGAAGGUGGCGUGGAGAGAGCGCGAAAGCAUGGCCGGGAAUGGGAGGAAAACUUGGAACUGAAGAGGAGAAUCUCAGUUUGGGCUUCAUCCCACCUCGCCCACUGAUUAUGUCAGGCAUGAGCAAAACCGUCGGCUCGUGCUUAGAUCUUUCCUUCCGGUCGGCCUAUUUAAUCGCGGCAUCUCCGGCGAGAAGGGGCAUUGAUCGUCGCCACACGAGAUGGAAGCGGACGAGCUGCUGAAGAAGAUACGGGUGCUGGAGGAGGGGCAGGCCGAGCUCAAGCGGGAGAUAGGCAAGCUCAUGCUCAUGCCGGACCGCCGCGACGCGCAGCCCGUGGCCGUGGGGACAGCUUUCCGCGCGCUGCGGCCGCAGCCCUCGUCGUCGCGGCACGUCGUCGCCCACGGCAGGUUCUCCGACAGGCCCUGCCACUGGAUAUUGCAGUCGCUGGGGCAGGCCGUGCACAUCCUUGCCCCCGACGGGAAGGUCCUGUACUGGAACCGGUAUGCUGAGCAUAUAUAUGGCUAUUCUGCAUCAGAAGCAGUUGGUCGGAAUGCCGUUGAAUUAAUUGUUCAUCCUAGUGACUUUGAUGCAGCAAACGACCUCAUCCAGACUAUAUGUAAAGGGAAGUGUUGGAGAGGGAAGUUUCCUCUUAAGAAAAAGUCAGGAGAGAGGUUUUUUAUGUUUAUCCAUAACACCCCUUUAUACGAUGACGAUGGUAGCUUGGUGGGCCUCAUUGGUCUCUCGCACGAGAUAUUUAGUCCCUCAGGCUCAGUGGUAUCCUAUCAAAUUCCGAGUACAGCAAAGCCCAAGUUCCAUGCUAACAACCGGCCUAAAAGGGGUUCAGUAAACAAAGGUUCUCUUCACUCCCAGCAACCUCUUCAAUCCGCUACUACCUCCAAGAUAGUAACUUUGGUUUCUAGUGUUACAAGUAGAGUUCGUUCUCGGAUAAGGACAGGCCAGAAUAGCGAUAAACAGUAUGGUAGUGCAUCGUGCAAGGUUGAGCUGGCAUCAAGUGAAGAAAACACCCCUAGUGGAGAUGUAGUGCAUCGUGUCUUCGUGACUGAAGAGAAAUCCACUGGCAAGUCAUGCAAAACAAGUAGUGAUGAUUCAGGAGAGGGAAAAGUAGGGUUUCACGAGAUCUUUAAUUCAAAGGCUCAGGUGUUAUUGGCCAAGAAGGGCAUAUCAUGGCCUUGGAAACGACAUGAAGUUGACGGGGAUUCUGGAAAGAAUGACAUGAACUCAACACAGUUGCAUGAUAAGCUAGAGAAUAAAGAGAGUCAUCAGAGAGUUUCAGUUCUAGAGCCUAUCAUAAUUCCAGACCGCCAAAACAGCGAUUACACUUGGGCUAGCAAAUAUGAGGUCUCAGGUUCCUGGUGGGAUUUCAAUAAGAACAGCGCGAGUAGCAUUAGCAGCACUACUGGGACUACGAAUAGCACCGAUAUUGACAGAGUAGAUUAUGAAGCAGACUGCUUAGAUUAUGAGAUUCCCUGGGAAGACCUAGUAAUUGGAGAACAAGUAGGUCAAGGUUGUUGCGGAACAGUGUAUCAUGCUCUGUGGCAUGGCUCGGAUGUGGCAGCUAAAGUAUUCUCCAAGCAGGAAUAUUCAGAAGAAAUGAUAAAUACCUUCAGACAAGAGGUAUCAUUGAUGAAGAAACUGCGACACCCCAAUGUAAUACUUUUCAUGGGUGCAGUUCUGUCGCAGCAACGUCUUUGUAUUGUUACUGAAUUUCUCCCACGUGGAAGUUUGUUUCGGUUGCUCCGAACUAACAUUGGCAAGCUCGAUCCAAGACGGAGAGUUAACAUGGCUAUCGACAUUGCAAGGGGCAUGAACUAUCUUCACAAUUCCACCCCCACUGUUGUGCACCGUGAUUUGAAAUCGCCAAACCUGCUGGUUGAUAAGAAUUGGACUGUAAAAGUUGCGGACUUUGGUCUUUCACGUCUGAAACUCGAAACUUUUCUGACAACAAAAACUGGAAAGGGAACACCGCAGUGGAUGGCUCCCGAGGUGCUGCGGAGUGAACCUUCAAAUGAAAAGUCUGAUGUAUUCAGCUAUGGAGUAGUCCUGUGGGAGCUUGUUACUCAGAAGAUUCCCUGGGAUACUCUCAAUACAGUGCAGGUUGUCGGAGCCGUGGGUUUCAUGGAUGACAGACUUGAAAUUCCGAGGGACACGGAUCCUCAGUUGGCAUCGAUGAUCCAGAGUUGUUGGGACAGUGACCCGCAAUGUCGGCCUUCGUUCCAAGAACUUCUUGAGAGGCUUCAGGAGCUGCAAAAGCAGUACACUAUUCAAGUGCAGACGGAGCCAAAAAAACGGGUGGGAAAGGUGCCGGAAAGAUGAGCACCAAAGAUAGCUAGCUUGUGUUCUAAUGGAAGAUGGAUUAUGCAGACCCCACCUUCGGCGUGAUUUAUCCGACCCGAGCCCGGAAGGGUUCGAGAAUGUUUUCUAUGUUAGAGCAUCUCCGACAACUUGUGUAUAUGUUUAUAUAGACAAUGGUCUAAAAUGAUUCCUUCAUAUACACAAACAGUUCUUUAACAGAUUGCCUAUAUACAGAUUAUCUAUAUUCUCUCUCCUGUAUUUUAAUACCAACUUAUAACUAUUAAUGGAUUUUUGUACGGAAUA
Messenger RNA from Hordeum vulgare subsp. vulgare (domesticated barley), 2648 nucleotides. RefSeq names its product receptor protein kinase TMK1-like. The record is from RefSeq and is a predicted model, not a curated record. NCBI's taxonomy places the organism in Eukaryota, Viridiplantae, Streptophyta, Magnoliopsida, Poales, Poaceae. The coding region runs from base 252 to 2366 and encodes 704 amino acids. The transcript has 13 exons. Gene Ontology annotation, molecular function: protein kinase activity; ATP binding. Gene Ontology annotation, biological process: protein phosphorylation.